Messenger RNA from Fimicolochytrium jonesii, 2164 nucleotides. RefSeq lists its product as uncharacterized. The record is from RefSeq and is a predicted model, not a curated record. Lineage: Eukaryota; Fungi; Chytridiomycota; Chytridiomycetes; Spizellomycetales; Powellomycetaceae. The transcript has 4 exons. Bases 345 to 2024 code for a protein of 559 amino acids.
AACUGUCGAGACACCAAGUCGAAGUCUCCCUCCACCAAUACCACGGAGGCCGACCGCUGCAGAGUUGGAGGGCGUGGCAACCGCCCGAUUGAGCGUUUCCGGUCCGUCCAAUCCGGCUCGAAGGUCGAGGAAAGCUUCGGCUGUUGAUACAUCAGCCCCAACCUCGGCGGCGGAUGAGGGGAGGCAUAUCGCCCCAGAAUGGGGCAUGGAGGAAGGCUUUACGUGGCCUGACACGGAGCCAAAUCCGAACGAUGAUCUCCAUGGAGACUCCGAGCCCGCUGAUCUCAGCAAGGCGGACAGCACACUUCUGUGGGACUCUCGCAACCAACUAGUGGAAAGCGACUAUGCCACCUCCACGGCGCAUUCACGGAAACAGAGCUUCGAUGCAGGGAGUUUGGGUGAUGUGGGUACCCGUCGCCGGGUGGAUCACAUACGGUCCUGAUGACCAUACCCUUCCGUUCUCCACUAUGGAGCGAGAUAUCGCUGGCGACCAGUACGCCUUGGCUUGGGAGACAGACACGCUUCAAGAGCUGGGAAGCGCUUUAAAGCUUCUGGUCGGCGAGGUUGCCAGUUUCCUUGUGCAGCAGGGCUUGUCUGCGACCGUCUUGUCAACGCUCAUGCUGGGACUUGCUGGCCCACUGUGGGUCAUGAAGCUUAGUUAUCUGGUAGACAACCCGUGGGGCAUAGGCUUGAGCAAAGCCAACAAGGCUGGCAAGAUCUUGGCCGACACAUUGAUACAAGGUGUGCAGGACAAUAGACCGGUCACGUUGAUCGGAUACUCUCUCGGCGCCAGAGUCAUUUUCCACUGCCUGCUCGAACUCGCCAGCCGUGGUGCGUACGGUAUCGUGGAAGAAGUGUACCUUCUCGGAUGUCCCGUAAUGGCACAAAAGAAGGAAUGGGAACAAAUAUCUUCCGUCGUCUCCGGUCGCCUUGUGAACGGAUACUCUACGAACGACAUGGUUCUCGGAGUUUUGUAUAGAGCCAGCGUUGCUGUUUGGAACAACGUAGCAGGCCUACGUCCUGUUGAAGGCGUGGCGGCGGUGGAGAACAUCUCACUUGAUGAUGUGAUCCAAGGGCAUCUGGAUUACCGUCUUUGUAUGCCGAAAGUACUAGAGAAGCUCGGAUUCCCGAUAACGAAAGAUUAUUUCGGAUUGAAGAAGAAGCAGGAAGAGUACGAAGAGAAAGUACGGAAAAAGAAGGAAGAGCAGGAACGGAAGCAGCGGGAAAGGGAAGAGCGGGACCGACUCAAACAGGAGCAGCGUGCUGCGGAGUUGGCAAGUGCUGGUAGCCAACCGCGACGGAGUUGGUUCUCGCGGAGGAGCAUUCCUCCUCCUACUCCGAAGACACCUACGGAAGCGACGGAUGAUAUCGAUGAGCAGUGGACACCGAAAGAGAUUCAAAGCACACUGCCGCCUCUGGUGAUUACUGCUGACGAGGACCAGAUGUUCGUUCCCAAGGAGAUCCAAAGCACGCUCCCGCCAUUGGUUAUCCGCACGAUCCACUUCCCCGAGGACGUGUCCGGAGCCAGUACUCCUCAAACAACGGGGGUCGAUGAGCUGGCAGAGGCCCGAUCGGAUCUUCAAGCCGCCCAAGCGGAAGUGGACGCCGCCAAAAAGGAAGUACAUCAAGCCCGACGAGCCGUGGCUGCUGCAACCCUUCUUUCCAAAACAGCGGCACAGCAACACCCGGCCGAGAUUCCCAAGAUCGCAACCGACCUGGACGACGAAUACCUGAAGAAAGUUUUGCUUGCGGCAGGACCCUCGAGCGCAGGUGCUGGGGACUUAUUGGACUCGCAUCGGGCCGAGUCUCCCGUUCUCGAAGAUCCGGAAUCGGCUACGCCUACAGGCGUACCACCCGUGUUGGAAGAUCAGGCAGCGUGGAGGAUAGGGACGCCCGAUCGGGAACUAUCGAUCGCGUUACCUUUCACGGCUGCAUCGCCUGGCGGAGCUGUUUCGAACACAUCAGAUGUUACGUCGUCGAAUUCGGCGUUUGUGGAUGCUGAGGAGAACCCUUGGUCUGGCUGAUCUGCCAACGGAAAGAGCGCGGAUGGUCGAAUGCAAUGCCCUUGGCCUCGUGUCAAGCAGCCCAUCAGUGCCGCGCAGUGGUGUGUUGGAGGAACCCAAGAACCACAAAUCUGGAAUCUCCGCGGUCGCAUCCUCUCGCA